Lachnellula hyalina is the source of this 1395-nucleotide messenger RNA. Its product is annotated as putative transport protein. The coding region runs from base 1 to 1395 and encodes 464 amino acids. Lineage: Eukaryota; Fungi; Ascomycota; Leotiomycetes; Helotiales; Lachnaceae. Gene Ontology annotation, cellular component: membrane. The record is from RefSeq and is a predicted model, not a curated record. The transcript is spliced from 3 exons.
AUGUCUCCUUCAGCUCCAUAUACCGCGCUCCCCCAUCAUCCCACCACAAACCCCGCUGAAGCAGACCAAGACAUCCUCGAAUCCCUCCAAAAUAUCCCCUCCAACUUCGACUUAGCCCUAAAUGGCAGUACAAACCAUACUUUCCUAUCUCCUAAUCCCACAAAACAAGCAGAUGCCACACUGCUUAAUCCUGAGGCUUUCCGAAGGUUGUCCGUGAGUACGAUAUCUUCUAUGGGACUUCCUCACUCUAGAGGCGUAUCUCCAUAUCCAGCACCAAGUACACCCGAGCCAAAGACCCUCAAAAAUGUCUGGAAGAAAUUCUGGGCAAGGAAUGAAGGACUCUUCUUGGUCUCGUUCUCGCAGCUAUUCGGGGCGUUGAUGAAUGUAACCACAAGACUACUAGAGCUAGAAGGAGAUGGGAUGCAUCCACUGCAAAUACUGUUUGCUAGAAUGGGACUUACGAUGAUAUUUUGCUGCUUGUGGAUGUGGUGGAAAAGUGUUCCAGAUUUUCCGUUUGGUGCAAAGGGGAUUAGAUGGUUGCUUAUUGGACGUGGAAUCUGGGGAUUCUUUGGAAUUUAUGGGAUGUAUUAUUCCCUACAAUACCUCCCGGUAGCCGACGCCGUAGUCAUAACCUUCCUCGCUCCCUCAGUAGCAUCCUACGCCUGCUAUCUCUUUCUCAAAGAGCCCUUCCCCCGCUCCGCCCAAUACGCAUCCCUCGUCUCCCUACUAGGAGUCUUCCUAAUCGCACGCCCAACAUCCUUCUUCACCACCUCUUCUCCACCAACCUCCUCCAUCCCCACAAAUGGAACCUCCACAACAUCCACCUCCCUCGAUGCAUCCUUCCCAACCCCAACCUCCGCUCAACGCCUCUCGGCCGUCGCAGUAGCAAUGCUAGGCGUCCUCGGCUCCGCCGCAGUCUUCACUAUAAUCCGGUGGAUCGGCCCACGCGCGCAUCCACUCAUCAGCGUAAAUUAUUUCGCCGCAUGGUGCACGCUCGUCUCCACGCUGUCCCUCACACUCCCCAUCCCCUCCUCUCCCUCCUUCGCUCUCCCCGCCAACCUCCGCCAAUGGUCCAUGCUACUUUCUUACUCACGAGCGGUCUUGCGGCUGGGGGAGGGGAAUGGCGCUAGGGCGACGAAUAUGAUUUAUACUAAUAUGCUGUUUGCGCUCGCGCUUGAUAAGCUGGUUUUUGGACAGAGUCCUGGGUGGUGGAGCUUGGGGGGAAGUGGACUUAUUUUAGGAAGUGCGGUUGUAGUUGCGAUGCAGAAGCAGCAGGGUGUAAGGAUAGGGGCUGGGGGGAGGGAUGAGGAGGUUGGGGGGUGGACAGAUGGGGUAUUGGAGGACGAGGAGGAGAUGCGAAUGGGGAUGUUGAGGGGGGAGGGAGCGUGGAAAUGA